Saccostrea echinata is the source of this 1861-nucleotide messenger RNA. RefSeq names its product protein fuzzy homolog. The transcript has 11 exons. Gene Ontology annotation, biological process: vesicle-mediated transport; non-motile cilium assembly. The record is from RefSeq and is a predicted model, not a curated record. Lineage: Eukaryota; Metazoa; Mollusca; Bivalvia; Ostreida; Ostreidae. Bases 9 to 1238 code for a protein of 409 amino acids.
GUUUGGAAAUGGCCUGCUAUCUCGUAUGUCUUACGACAGCGGGAGGAGUGCCCUUGUUCACAAGGACAGCAGAUGAUUUGAAGCCUUUGCCCUUCCCUGUGAUUGGUUCCAUAAAUGGUGUCCAUAUGUUUGGUAGUUCACACGAUGUAACUCUUCAGUCUACAACAACAGAAGAUGCCAAAAUUAUCUGGAAGGUUUUUCAUGAUAGUAUAACCCUGAUAACCAUUGCACAGAACGAUGACGUAGAUGACUGCCAUUACAGUAACCUUCUGAAUUUGACAUUCAAUGCCAUGGUACUUCUGGUAGGAAUAGAGGAAGUCACAAACAUAAAAAAUGUAGAGAAAUUCAAAAGAGAAAUUAAGGUAUGCUAUAAUUUGGUGGACAGAAUCCUUGGGAUUAUGGGAACCUGGGGUUUCUCUCAGCUGACCAACACAGCAGAGACAAUAGCAGCUCCAGAGAAUGCGGUGUUACAGAAUUUCUUGGAUGCUUUUACGGAGGCAGCAGAAAGCGUGUAUGGUUGCUUGUUCAUUGAUGGGAAAAUUGCUGUGGCAACAAAAAAAUGGUGGAGCCUCUCAGCCAAUGAGCUUGUAUUAUUGUCCCUUCUGUUAUCCUCCCUGACAGCGUGUACAUCCAGAGAUAUCCCUGUGUACCUCCCAGAUAACCAUCCCACGGUACCCCACCGACUAAUGACAUUCCAGUUGACACGAGGGAUAGAUGUUGUUGUUAUCUGUGGACCCUCCCCCUCACUUCCUGAACUAGAGCCAGAGAUACUGAGAUUCUGGAAGCCCGCAUACGAUUCUCUGAGGUCUGUGCUGAAAUUGAGCUCCAGAAACUUUCCAGCCAACAUAGCAUUAGAUCACAAUACUUUAGGAUUCUUGUUGAUAAACAAAGAAACCAAUCGCUGUCUCUGUAGCAUCAACCCAACUUUCAGUGGAGGACAUCCAGAUGAAACUUUGAGUAGCUCACAGAGAAGAGAGGUGCUGAAAUCAUUCUACAAGAGAAUGGUAGGGACAUUCUUCUCCUCAGUUGUUCCCGGCAGUGAUUCAGGUCCAUCAGAAUUCAGUCACCAGACAAUGGAGUCUUACAUCACCACGGAAACUCACAAAUGUUACGCAUUGAUGUCAGGGCCUCACCAGCUCUUUGUUGUGUACAGUGACAGUAUACCUACAUAUGCCAUGAGAUCAAUAACACAUAAAACAUUAGCAUUGCUGACCAAAGACAGGAACAUAUCAGUCUGACCAAACAAUUCCACUGUGUAUGUAUUUACAACAAUUCAUGUGAAUAAAGAUGGAGACAAGGUAGCAGCUAGUUCAAAGGUCAUAGAUGUAUGGGUGUUUUCAGAGGAUCUACAUGUAACAUACCAACUUUGAAUUCUGAUAUGCAAGAUCCUCAACAGUAAUACCAAGGGAAAGCUGUAAAGUUGCUACUUACAUGGUGCAUCAGCAGCAAGAAGUUUGUCGGAGAGUAAAUGUCCACUUAUGUUGGACUGAUUUUAUAAAAGGUCUUAAUAGUUCUCAUUAGUUAAUAACAGAGAGGAUAAAUAUGGAAAAUAGAACAAGAACAUUUGUUAUACCUUUAAAAAAAUGUUCCUAUAUAAAUCAAUACUAAUAUAAGUCUAACAUUUCCAAUGUUUUACUGAGCAGGCAUAAAAAAAUCGAUGUUUGACCGCGGAGUGAGAUAUUGGACCUGUGGAUGAGAUGUUGGACCGCUUAUGUCACACAAUGGGCAGGUCAGCUAAAUCUCAUUUGCAUUCGUUGGUGUUCGACAUACAUAUAUGUCAAAAAAUAAUUAUAAAUUUAUAAAUAAAAGGUAUAACAAAACAUUUAUUGACUGUGUUCUCGGGCAAAAUUGUUUUAUCGAC